Molecule: messenger RNA, 1302 nt
Organism: Quercus lobata
Lineage: Eukaryota; Viridiplantae; Streptophyta; Magnoliopsida; Fagales; Fagaceae
Product: Calcineurin-like metallo-phosphoesterase superfamily protein
Exons: 9
Coding region: 172-1083 (303 amino acids)
Molecular function (GO): hydrolase activity
Source: RefSeq, a predicted model, not a curated record
UGAGAGCGAGUAAGAGAAAACCAAAGAAGUUACCUAUGUUAAGGACGUUGGUACACGCGCCCACUUUGUGCUGUCUCUCCGGUCCUUCUCCCUCCAAUUCCGCUUCCUCCAACCUUUCACGCCCUCCCAUGGCCACUUCUGCUCGAAUCGCAGUCAUCGGAGACAUCCAUAAUGAUUGGAAUCUACAAGAAGAUACAAAGGCACUUCAAUUUCUUCAGCCAGAUCUGGUGCUGUUUACAGGCAGGUGAUUUUGGUGAGGAGAAUGUUGAACUCGUCCAAAGUGCUGCCAGUCUUGAAUUUGCUAAAGCAGCUAUUUUGGGAAAUCAUGAUGCCUGGUAUACUCAACAGUUUUCUGGAAAGAGGAAGGAUGGAGUUCAACUUCAGCUUGAGUGUCUUGGUGAGGAGCAUGUAGCUUAUCAACAUUUAGACUUUCCCUUGAUAAAAGUAAGCAUUGUUGGUGGACGGCCAUUUUCCUGUGGAGGGGUGCAAUUGUUUCGAAAAAAGCUUCUAUCUGCAAGAUAUGGUGUCCAAGACAUGGAUGGAAGUGCUAGGAGGAUCUAUAAUGCUGCUUUGGGCACACCGGAGGAUCAUUUUGUCAUAUUGCUUGCACAUAAUGGACCCACAGGGCUUGGUUCUAAUUUGAAUGAUAUUUGUGGAAAGGAUUGGGUUUUCGGGGGUGGUGACCAUGGUGAUCCAGAUCUAGAACAGGCAAUAUCCCUCCUAAAAGAGACUGGCAAAUCAUGCGUCCCACUGGUCGUGUUUGGUCACAUGCAUAAGGAGCUGGCAUAUAGAAAGGGUCUCCGGAAAAUGAUUGUGGUUGGGGAUGACAACACUAUAUACCUGAAUGGGGCUAUUGUUCCUAGGGUUAAAAGACUGAAUAAUGAACAAGGAACUGGAAACAGAAGCUUCAUGAAUGAUGAAACCCCUGUAUUGACACCGGAGUCUGAAGGUACAAUGCGAGCCUUCACGUUAGUGGAGAUCUUAGAUGGAAGAGUGGAAAAGAUUACAGAGAGUUGGGUUUCAGUUGUUGGAGAUAACACCACAUUAGCAGAAGAGCAACUGUUAUUUAAAAGGGGCAGUUAGCUUUCUUCAUAUUCGGAUUCCAGUUUCAAUCACUUAUAUAUUAAAAUACUAAGAACAAUAUACAUUGUCCAAAUGACUCCAAUGUAGUCUUUAGGAAAGGCCAAAACUAAAACAAAGUUUCUCUCCAAACUAGUUUGAAGAGAAACUCUACAAACUCCUCAUAUAUCUCUAUAUUAAGUGUGAAUUUUGAUAAUCUAACCGUUAGAUUGCAUGUUCUUA